GCACCAAUCCAUCCAAGGCGGGGACUCCAUAGACGCGAACUCUAUUCCUCCACCGGCAACGAAGACAGCCGUGACGAGAAUAGGGGAAGACCUCCAUCGUUUGCGGUGAGCUCGUGGUUGGAAACAGAAACAGAACUGGCAAGGCCGUUCUUUGCUCCGGCGAACCAGCGACGAUAUCUUGGACAUUUACUCCGGCGACCUCUAUCUUUUCCGGCGACUUCAUCUGACUCCAGACAACCGGCAACGAAGUAAUCAUCCGGCGAUUCAGCAACGCCAAAGCAGACAGCAACUCUAGUCCGGCGACCCCCUUUUGCCUCUAGCGUGAAUCUUCCUCUCCAAUCCAACAAUGUCCUGGCUGUUUAGGGAUAACCAGGCGGGACCUAGGCAGCGGGAACUAGGCUCUGAAGUCAAUCGGGUAGUAGCGGUCAAUUCGAGUAGCGAUUAGGCAUGUCUGCAACUUUGACGAGCGAUUCCGGUGAUGGCAUCUGGAUGUCUCUCUUUUGAAUUGAAUCUGAUAAAUCGAGGAUGGUGAUUGAUGCGGACACUUUGAUGCAAAAGUAUCCUAAUGUUUCUUGAGAAGAAAUUGACAAAUUCCGAACAAUUGCUUAUUACCCAGCUUUUAGUGAGUUCCGCUUUGAGCAUAGGGUGGCUGAGCUUCACCGUGUGAGAGAAGAAGAGAAGAAACAUGGUAAGCAAGCUUUUCUAGUAGGACCCUUGGUCCAACUGAUUUCAGUACAAUUUCUACCUGCAGUAGAUAAUUUGGAUCGAAACCAAUCUUUCACCAUUUAUGGUCAAAUAUAUGCUGAAUUCCCUGAUACCACUAGUGAAAAUUGGAUUGUCCAAGAUUUCUACAAUCGGAAGAGUAGUGAUGCUCAAGUCCUUGAAAAAGAUGGCUUCUUAACUCUGAUUACCCCAGAUUGUUCUCGUUGGCCAUUUAAUGGACACAUGGAGCAUGCUAGGCUGGUUGUAGAUGUUUAUGUGGGGGAUGAGAACAUAUGUGCUUAGUUUGGUUGUGCUGAUGAUGUGACUGACCAGGAGCAUCUUAAAUGGAAACGGAUCCAUCGUGGUUUUGGUUCCCUUGCAUUGUGCUACAGUGUUAUACCAUUUGCUAUUUAUGGUCGUGUAGAGGUCUGCUUCUUUCGUACGCAGGGUUGCACACAAAAUGUUGAUAAUCAUUUUCUUAAAGUGAAUGGAAAAGUUGUUGCUCGUUCUUGCAACAGUUUUGAGGGUUAUGCGCAUUUUGAUAAGAAGCCUAAUGAAUUUGAAGAAGUAGAAACUAGUAAUCGGGGAAGGUUGAACAUGUCUAGAAGUUGGGUUGGUUUGUCGGCCAAUACGUCCCUUAUCAUUGACAUUCACUUAUCAGAAUACAGAACGGAGCACAAAAUUCUCAGAAAAUCUUUAGACGUGCAAAUCCGAAAUGAUGUUCCGUGUGGUGAUGACUUCAUCAUAGGUGACAUUUGUAUAACUGUGUCUGUGUUAUGGUACUCGCCUACACAGGGAAGGUGCUUCAAGGAAAAAUCUGGAAUGUUGCUCGAUAAUGUGUCCUCUAGACAUGAAUUAUCUUCACAAGAAACCAGCGAAGAAGAGGAUGAUGGUGAUGACGAAAUGAGUGAGUCUGAUGAUACUCAGUCUGGUGAUACUGAAGGGCCAUCAAACAUUAGCCGUUGUUGGAAGUGUGCGCAUCUGGACAUACCAUUAGCGUCCAGUGCAUUGCAAAUAUUCUCUGUCUUUAUUGGCCGAGAAAAGCUGAAGGCUUUGCAAAUAUAUGGCUCGAUUAAAGUUUUGUCUCCUCCAUGCUCCUACUACAUUUUCAACAAAGAAGCCAGUGGUGCCUUUGGAUUAGGGGAAGGUUGUAAAACUAUUCCAGUACUACAUGGCCCAGGAGUACGUGAUGAUUGCCGAACAGUGAAAACGGAGUUUGACUUGAAAGAUCUGAGUAGUCCCUUGCAUAUUAGGGGUCGUGUAAAAUUGCACUGGAGCUUGUUUAUUAAUAGUCCAACAUGGAAUGACAAACUGCUAUGCUCAGUUGUGCAAGGUGAGCAUGGUUUUGCUGCAGUCCAUUACGCUCUAUUUUCUGAGGCGGUCCAAGCAAAUGUUCAGCGAUCGUAGGGUUUCUUCGCCAUUCAGAUCUGGAAUUCGACGGCGUAAGACGCCCCAGGCGUCCCUGCGGUUGCGGCGACGACAACUAGGCGUAAGACGCCCCAGACGUCUAGGCGUCCCUGCGGCGACGACUAGGCGAGCUCCGGAAAUUAAGUCGAGUCGAAGGAGCAUGGCAAGAAAAAAGUUCCGACUGGACGCCUAGGCGACGCCGUAAUAACUAUGGUGCACUUUGUAUUGAAUUUCUGAAGUGAAUUGUGAGACAUAUCAGUUGAUUAGUGGCAUGAAUCAAUCUGUUAAUUAGAUGCAUGUAUGUGGUUAGGCAAGCAUUACAAAAUUUUAAUUGGGCAAGCAAUAUAUGUGUUCUAGAUUG
Messenger RNA from Cuscuta campestris, 2470 nucleotides. The record is from the annotation of a GenBank genome assembly. Lineage: Eukaryota; Viridiplantae; Streptophyta; Magnoliopsida; Solanales; Convolvulaceae.